AUGACAGCAACAAACGGAAAGACGGUUUCGAAGCAGACUGUCGAAUACCCGUCUCGAUCUACCGCACUUCUUGAGAGGCUUCAAGGUUUUGAUCAGUAUCAAAAUGGGACCAAUCGUGGCAACCAAGUCUCCCUACGCAUCCUGGUCGUCGGAGCUGGGCUUGGAGGUCUUGCUACCGCGGUUGCUUUGGCUCGCCGGGGACAUGAAGUAGUUGUGUUGGAACAAGCAGCGGUUCUUGGGGAGGUCGGUGCUGGGAUUCAAAUCCCUCCAAAUUCUGCCAGGCUACUCCUCAGCUGGGGUAUUGGCCCAUACUUCAAAGAUCGUGCCAUCAAGCCAGAGAGCAUGACCUUCCGCAGGUGGGAGAACGGGACUCCUCUCGGCUAUACUAAGCUUGCAAACAACUUUGAGGAGUCUUACGGAGCUCCCUACUUUGUUAUCCACCGGGCUGAUUUCCACUCCUCUCUUUGUCGCCUCGCGGCCGAUCUUGGAGUACAGAUCAUUACCGACAGCAGAGUGGUGGAUUACAAUGAAUCUACACCCUCUGUAUCGACUCUGGAUGGCCGUGAGUACAGUGCCGAUCUCAUCGUCGCGGCUGAUGGAGUCAAGUCUCGUGCCCGGUCGGUUAUCCUUGGCGGACCAGACUUGCCCCCUCAAAGAACAGGUUUUGCUGCAUACCGUGCCACUGUCGAUACCGAGGAGAUGAAGGGAGACUCUGACACAUCGUGGCUCUUGGAGAGGCCAGGCAUCAACAUCUGGAUCGGCGAGGAUCGGCAUGUCAUGACUUAUUGCAUCGCUGGAGGAAACUCGUUCAACAUGGUCUUGUCUCAUGUUGACCACUCGUCACCCAACACAUGGGACGCAGAGAAUGCAAUCGAUGACAUGAGAAAGUCGUUCGAGAACUGGGAUCCAAAAUUGUCUAAAGUCAUCGGAAUGAUCAAGCAUACUAUCAAGUGGCCUUUGAUGAGUGGCUCUCGGUUGCCAACUUGGAUCUCACAGAGUCAAAAGGUCCUGAUCCUAGGCGACGCCGCACACGCCAUGGUGCCAUACAUGUCCCAGGGGGCAGCAAUGGCGGUGGAAGACGGCGCAGCACUAGCUGAAGCACUCUCCAACAUCAACUCCAAGCAGAAGGUGCCUGAAGCUCUUCAUUUGUUUGAAAAGGAAAGAAUGAACCGCAGUUACGCCAUGCAGGCUGCCAGUUUGGUGAAUGGGAAGCUGUGGCAUUUUCCUGAUGGUCCUCAGCAGCAGGCGAGGGAUCUUGGGAUGAGGGCUGAGGUUGAGGGAAGGCCUUUUGUGGAGAGCACAAACCAGUGGAGCGAUCCAACGACGCAGAUCUGGGCUUAUGGCUAUGAUGCAGAGAAGGCCGUCAGGGAGCAGUGGCGGAGGGCUGAGAAGCAACAGUCUGUAGAGAGCGCGUUAUAG
This is a messenger RNA of Fusarium keratoplasticum, 1419 nucleotides long. RefSeq names its product FAD-binding-3 domain-containing protein. Gene Ontology annotation, molecular function: monooxygenase activity; FAD binding. Bases 1 to 1419 code for a protein of 472 amino acids. Gene Ontology annotation, biological process: secondary metabolite biosynthetic process. The record is from RefSeq and is a predicted model, not a curated record. The transcript is spliced from 5 exons. Lineage: Eukaryota; Fungi; Ascomycota; Sordariomycetes; Hypocreales; Nectriaceae.